Messenger RNA from Haplochromis burtoni (Burton's mouthbrooder), 4017 nucleotides. RefSeq names its product acyl-Coenzyme A binding domain containing 3 (gene acbd3). NCBI's taxonomy places the organism in Eukaryota, Metazoa, Chordata, Actinopteri, Cichliformes, Cichlidae. The record is from RefSeq and is a predicted model, not a curated record. Bases 113 to 1744 code for a protein of 543 amino acids. Gene Ontology annotation, cellular component: Golgi membrane. The transcript has 8 exons. Gene Ontology annotation, molecular function: fatty-acyl-CoA binding.
CUGUUGCUAAGACCUCGUCAUUAUUUACAUCGGUGAGGGGAGAAAAAACAACCGGAACUUCCGCUAGAUUGAAACGGAAGUAGGUACGUGGCUGCUUCAGCUGACAGUCUACAUGAUGGCGACAGAGGUUCAGAGCGGCGACCUCGACAGCGCUACUUCUAGCCGGCUCGAAGUUUCCAUCGAUGGCCUCACUCUCACUCCGGACCCGGAGGGCGAGCAGAGCCAGGCCGAAGAACCGGAGUCCAUACCCACGGAACCCAGCACAGAUAAGCCGGGCGGCGCUGAAGGCGAAGAUGGAGAGACUGCCAAAUGUGCGAUAGAGAGGAAAUGGGGCUUUCCUCUGCUGGAGCUGUACGGAAUGGCCCUUAAAUUUUUUAAAGAUAAAGAUGGAAAGGCCUUCCACCCGACCUAUGAGGAGAAGCUUCGAUUGGUGGCUCUGCACAAACAGGUGUUACUCGGUCCUUACAAUCCCGAUGCUUCACCAGAGGUCGGCUUCUUUGAUGUCCUGGGCAACGACCGCAGGAAAGAGUGGGCUUCACUGGGUAACAUGGAGAAGGACGAUGCCAUGGUGGAGUUUGUCAAGCUACUUAACAAAUGCUGUAACCUCUUUGCCCCAUACGUCACAUCACACAAGAUCGAAAGGGAGGAGCAGGAGAGGAAAAGGAGAGAAGAAGAAGAGCGUCUAAGGCGGGAAGAGGAAGAAAGGGAGCGACAGAGGCUGGAGGAAGAGAGACGGAGGCUUGAGGAGGAGGAAAGGCUUAGAAGAGAGGAAGAAGAAAGGAGGCAGGCAGAAGAGGAGAGGCUACGGAUUGAGCAGCAGAAACAACAGAUAAUGGCAGCAUUAAAUGCGCAGACAGCGGUGCAGUUCCAACAGUAUGCUGCUCAGCAGUACCCAAACAGCCCUGAGCAGCAGAUGAGCCUCAUCCGUCAGCUGCAGGAGCAGCACUAUCAGCAGUACAUGCAGCAGCUCUACCAGGUCCAGCUGGCCCAGCAACAGGCGGCCUUACAGAAGCAGCAGCAGUCUGAUUCAAUGGUGCAGGGCACCCUAGAAUCUAGCAGCUUCCACACAGGUGAACCCAUCCCUGCAUCCUCAGCCGGACCAUUGUGUGCUGCUUCACCACAGACUGGAGAAGAAGCUCCAACAAUCAAUGGAGGCCAGUCAGACUCUUACUCAGAGAGUAUGGAUCGGGAGCCAGAGCCUGAACCGGCAGAAGAGGUCUCAGAGAAUGGACCUUUAUUAGCAGAAUCCCCACCAGUCAUAGCUGCUCCUUCCAUGUGGACACGGCCACAGAUCAAGGACUUCAAGGAGAAAAUCCGUCAGGACGCAGACAGCGUGAUCACGGUGGGGCGCGGCGAGGUGGUGACGGUGCGUGUUCCCACUCAUGAAGACGGCUCGUACCUGUUCUGGGAGUUUGCUACAGACUAUUACGACAUCGGCUUUGGGGUCUUCUUCGAGUGGACGGACGCAGCCUCUGCUUCAGUCAGCGUGCACGUGUCAGAGUCCAGUGAAGAGGAUGAAGAUGAUGAAGGCGAGCCAACCAGUGAGGAAGAGAAGGCCAAGAAGGAGGCAGGGAAGCCUCAGGUGGAUGAGAUUGUACCGGUUUACCGGAGGGACUGUCAUGAGGAGGUGUACGCCGGCAGCCACCAGUACCCAGGUCGCGGAGUCUACCUGCUCAAGUUCGACAACUCCUAUUCACUCUGGCGCUCCAAGAGUGUUUACUACAGAGUCUACUACACCAGAUAAGCCUGAAUACAGACACAAGGGGAGCCAAGGAGUGUGUAUGUUCGUAUAUAUAAAUAUAUGUAUGUACGUGUGUGUGUGUUUGUGAGGGGGGGAGGGUGAAGAUUUGUGUGAAGGCAGCCUGUAUUUGUGUGUAUGUGUGCGUGUGUGUGAAGGAGGAAACUACCAGAUUAAUUCUGGAUUAAACCACCAGAGGGAGACAAAGAGACACAUCUGGAGUCGUAGUCUGGAGACUCGACUAAUAUGUAUUUACUGUAUGUGUACGCGUGACCCAAGAUGCACCCAUGCUAGAUCCCGUUAUCGAGCCCUUGGAAGAGGAGUGCGUAUACCCGUUGUAUAUUCACCACCUGUCCUUGCUGCAUUCACACCAAGCUGUAGGACUUUGCUCUCAUGAUAUAUUUCACCAGUUUCCUCCCCUGGGCUCCACUUAAGUCACCAAAGCCCAGCCCAGCACUGUCCAACACGGUGGCGUUGUGGCUGCUUGUGCUCCAAGUGAUGCUAUCAUAACCACAAAUGGAAACUUGGUGGCUCCACGAGCCUAUGUUUCCCUUUCUUUCUUUUCUUUUUCUGUUUGUUUGUUUGCUUUUGAGUGGAAAAGGUGGUUGUUUAUCCCACAAGUACACAGAGGACAAUGUUAGAAAUCAAUUUAUUAUUAAAGAUGUGCUUCAUAACACUAUGCCUUUUACUCAGAGAUCGUCUGGUCUUUGCCAAGUGUGUUCUCACUCAUUUAAACAGCCCGGGUUCUCAAACCUGCUCAUCCUUUUUGUUGUCACAAAGCCACCGUACCUGUAUGAAGAUCUGAGAGGAUUGUGAAGUGGAACGAGUGGUCUUUUUCAUCUUCUUCUCGCAAACGUUCUGUUUCUUAUACUUAUUUCGAGAGUCAGGUUACAACAGCAGUGUGUGUCUUUUUAAACUUGCAUCAUUUAUGAAGGACCGGCAAGAAGUCAUUCAGUAACAUGGGUGUUGAAGGAGGGUGUGCAAAACAUCAUUCACAUGGUAAUUUAUGGCUGUGAGCCUUAUCGGCUGCAGAAACGUCACAGUGUAAGAAGUGUAAAAGUCAAAUCGGUGUAGGAGUAAUUUCCGUUCUCCCACAAAUGUUUUUCCGUUUGAGUUUUUACAAAAAAAAAAAAGUUGCUUGUUGACAGUCCCUCAUCAUAUGUGUUGUUCACCACUUGUUAAUUAAAGACUCACAAAAAAGAAAGAGCUUGUGUUGUCAAUGUUAGCAGGGGGAUUUGUUUUAUCAUUCCUGUUUUCCUGUUCAGAGCUCUGACACGCACGUGACAAUAAACUCAACUAACCAUCCUUUUUUUUUUUUUUUUUUUUUAAGGUCAUAACACACUGUUACAUCUGUGUAGAAAAUCCAUAACACAAAACUCUGUUUUGUCUACUUUUUUCCUUUCUUCCUCUUUGAGUUGUCAUCUCAAACAUUAUGAAUUAAAAAAAUAAAAUAAAAAGGAAAAAAGAGCUGAUUAGAAUUGUGUUCUGCGUGACACGGUUGCUUACUAACAUUUAAAUGUUUUUUUUAUUAUUAUUGAAAAUGUAAUUUAGAUUCAUUCUGUUCUUCAGCUACGCAUGACAUAUGUACCCAACAUCUGAGUGCGUUGUGAGAAUUGCUAUAUGAACUGUGCUCUCUGAAUCAAAGUGAUUGUCGAAUAUGGCAAGUGGGCAUCGAGGACAUUUGAUUUCACUUUAUCACACUUUAGUUUUUUUUUUGUGUGUGUGUGUGUGUGUGUGUGGGUGUGUGUAAAUGCAAAGCAACUUUAAAGACAGAGGCGGAGUAGGAGUAUCUUGCAAGCCAGUUAACCCUCCAGUGUUUGCAGAGCAUCAUUAUUUAAUGACUCCUGCCUCCAAAUCCAUUCAGUGAUUUGUGCAACAGAAUGUCACUACUUGCGGCUCACACAAGCCCUAAACGUCAAGAAAGUCCCCGUAACCUCAAAUGUGAUUUUUUGUUUUGUUUUUUUUUUUUGUUCAUGGCUCAUCAAAGGGUUUGAUUUGAGAUGUUUAAGCCUUGUAUGUAAAUAAUUCUAUAAAUGAUGUUUAUGUAUGGGUUUUUAAAUGUGGAAGAAGGCUGUGGGUUUUUUGCGAAUGAAUGCACUGUAAUAUGACACGUGCAUUUUACCCCGAAUGAAAGUCCAAAACUUGUAGAAAGUACGAGACUCCCUUAACAUAAAAUUUCAUUUUUUUUUUUUGUAUUGUUUUAAUGUUUGGAUCUCUUAUGAUUUGCAAGAUCUUUUUGGGCAUAUAUUUAAUCUUGAUUAAACGUAUCUUCAUCUCUA